Messenger RNA from Euleptes europaea (tarantolino), 1535 nucleotides. It is a transcript of the gene SF3A3, whose product is annotated as splicing factor 3a subunit 3. Gene Ontology annotation, biological process: mRNA splicing, via spliceosome. Lineage: Eukaryota; Metazoa; Chordata; Lepidosauria; Squamata; Sphaerodactylidae. Gene Ontology annotation, molecular function: RNA binding; zinc ion binding. The record is from RefSeq and is a predicted model, not a curated record. Bases 4 to 1509 code for a protein of 501 amino acids. The transcript is spliced from 17 exons. Gene Ontology annotation, cellular component: spliceosomal complex; nucleus.
GCCAUGGAGACCAUCCUGGAGCAGCAGCGCCGCUACCAUGAGGAGCGCGAGCGGCUGAUGGACGUCAUGGUGAAGGAGAUGCUGACGCGCAAGUCCACGUUGCGUGACCAGAUCAACUCCGAUCACCGCACCAGAGCGAUGCAGGAUCGCUACAUGGAGGUGAGCGGCAACUUGAGAGACUUGUAUGACGACAAGGAUGGGUUGCGGAAGGAGGAGCUCAGCGCCAUUUCGGGGCCCAACGAAUUUGCAGAGUUUUACAACCGCCUGAAGCAGAUCAAGGAGUUUCACCGGAAGCACCCCAACGAGAUCUGUGUUCCAAUGUCGGUGGAAUUUGAGGAGCUCUUAAAAGCACGAGAGAACCCUAGCGAAGAGGCUCAGAAUCUGGUAGAGUUCACUGAUGAAGAAGGAUAUGGCCGCUACUUGGAUCUCCAUGAUUGUUACCUUAAGUACAUUAACCUCAAGUCCUCAGAGAAAUUGGACUAUAUCACAUACCUGUCAACUUUUGACCAGCUCUUUGACAUUUCCAAAGAGAGGAAAAACGCAGAGUACAGGAGGUACCUGGAGAUGCUCCUGGAGUACCUGCAGGAUUACACAGACCGGGUCAAGCCACUGUUAGAUCAGAACGAGCUCUUUGGCAAGAUCCAGGCUGAGUUUGAAAAGAAGUGGGAGAACGGUACAUUCCCCGGCUGGCCGAAAGAGACCAGCAGCGCUCUCACUCACGCUGGCGCCCACCUGGACCUCUCGGCCUUCUCUUCCUGGGAGGAGUUGGCCUCCCUAGGACUGGACAGGCUGAAAUCUGCACUUCUGGCUUUGGGACUCAAAUGUGGUGGGACACUAGAAGAGCGUGCUCAGAGGCUGUUCAGCACCAAGGGCAAGUCCCUGGAGGCCCUUGACUCUUCCCUGUUUGCUAAGAACCCAAAGACAAAAGGCAGCAAGCGGGACACUGAGAGGAACAAGGACUUGGCUUUCCUGGAGGCUCAGAUCUACGAAUACGUUGAAAUCCUUGGGGAGCAACGUCAGCUGACACAUGAGAAUGUGCAGCGCAAGCAGGCACGGACGGGUGAGGAGCGUGAGGAAGAAGAGGAGGAGCAGAUCAGUGAGAGCGAGAGCGAGGAUGAAGACAACGAGAUCAUAUACAAUCCCAAGAACUUGCCCCUGGGCUGGGAUGGCAAGCCCAUCCCCUACUGGCUCUACAAGCUCCACGGCCUGAACAUAAAUUACAACUGCGAGAUCUGUGGCAAUUACACAUAUCGGGGGCCCAAAGCAUUCCAGCGACACUUUGCGGAGUGGCGCCAUGCCCACGGAAUGCGAUGCCUGGGCAUCCCCAACACAGCUCACUUUGCAAAUGUCACACAGAUCGAAGAUGCCGUUUCACUGUGGUCAAAGCUAAAGCAACAGAAGGCUUCAGAGAGGUGGCAACCAGACACAGAGGAGGAGUAUGAGGAUUCCAGUGGGAACGUGGUCAACAAAAAGACCUACGAAGAUUUGAAACGCCAGGGCCUGCUGUGAUGGAAGCGGACACUGGCCCAGUGAAC